Molecule: messenger RNA, 927 nt
Organism: Daldinia decipiens
Lineage: Eukaryota; Fungi; Ascomycota; Sordariomycetes; Xylariales; Hypoxylaceae
Exons: 1
Coding region: 1-927 (308 amino acids)
Source: RefSeq, a predicted model, not a curated record
AUGCAGAGCAAAUAUGUCGAGCGCUUAGUCACCAGCAAGAACCAUGAGCGAGAUUAUCUAAGGCCAAACUGUAUAUGGAUGACAAGCCGUGACAUACGUCUAGCCUGGGGUCCUGGGCUUAUAGAUCAACUGCGGCAACCUGCCGAAGAUAUUAUUCCAGCAUCGGUACAAUCAGCUAAAUAUAUUGCGUGGAUUAAAACUAUGGUUUCUCCAGAUUUCCCAGAAGAACAAAUACAGUCAUAUGUCUGUCAAUAUUUGGCAGUUAACUACAACGCCUUUUGGCCUCAGAAGGAUGAGAGUCGAGUUAUGUACUCCAUAAGAGUCCCAUGGUUAAGUCAUCAUGUUGUUCGCCAAAGUACCAACGGCGAAUAUUGCUGUCCUGUUACUACAAAGCCUGAUUUAGCUUUUGGAUAUCGAGCUCAAAGUAUUAAAAAGCUCUCCCUCCUAUCAGAUAAACCGAAAGCUGAAAAACUUGAGCAAACUUAUUGGGGCAUGGCCUUUCCAUAUUUGAUUAUGGAAUUCAAAGUUAACGGAAAGGAACACGUAGGGCAUAACCAGCUUCUUGGUGCUGGUUCGUCUGUAUUGAACGCAUUGAACAAGAUCUCCAUGGACAACCCCUGUGUUAUCUGCGCCCUUGUGCAAGUAGCAUCGGUAACAUUCUAUUUGAUGUGGUCAGCACCAGGUGUAACCGGUGAAACUAGUUUAGAACCAGAGGUUGAACCGAAAGUUUUGAGAGCGUAUAAAAUGAGCCAAUUUGCACGCUUUUAUCUAGAUGAAGAAGGACAAUAUAAAGAUUGCCUUAUGUUGAUGAGCCAGAUUCAUGCUUGGGGUAAAGGGCUAAGAUUAAACAGCAUGGAAAAAGCGAUCUUGAUUAAAAUAUCAAAAACGGCUAAAUUCAAAGAGCAAAGUUUAAUAUUAUACAAUUGA